Aspergillus ruber CBS 135680 is the source of this 3566-nucleotide messenger RNA. RefSeq lists its product as uncharacterized. The record is from RefSeq and is a predicted model, not a curated record. NCBI's taxonomy places the organism in Eukaryota, Fungi, Ascomycota, Eurotiomycetes, Eurotiales, Aspergillaceae. The transcript has 3 exons. The coding region runs from base 305 to 3436 and encodes 1043 amino acids.
GGUGAAUACAACCUCGGUUUUUUGGUUGCUUUUUUCCUCUUUUGUUUCAUUUUGUUGGAUUUCGUUCUUCGCCAUCUGGUCUGGAAUACCCAGAAACCGUUUAAAACCGGUCGCUGCUACUGUUCUGCGUAAAUCAUUGGGAUAUCUCCUGUUGGACUCUCCUUGGCCGUUUUUCUCAACUUUGAUGAUGUGCGACGCCUGAAUACGCUGUAGUUCUUCCAGGCCAUCUCUUGACUCACUAACCAGCAGUGAAUUCACCGUUCCUCGUACCUCCAUGCUGUACUGAUAGACUGUGCAGUCGAUAAUGUCAAACUAUACCUCUACGCCGUCGUUCGGGGGGUCCUCGAAUCAAUGGCCUCCCACGAAUCCUCUACAAUCUCCAAUGCCUUCGAUAUUCCCGUCUAAUCUCCCUUUCCCUCCGCAUUCAUCUGGCACCCAGAAUGCUCCCAGCAAUACGAACAAUUUUGAAGCGAACUCGCGUCUUCCGGGUCUCGGGGUUGGUGCUCCUGGGCCAUUACCUCCGCCGCCCUUUCCUUUCCCGGGUUCAUUAACACCUUCCCAAUUUCCUCCCGCCCCUUUUCCUUUACAAAUGCCUCUGUUGGGCUAUCCAUCGAUGCCUCUUCCGGUGCAGACACAAACGAAUCCGCCAGCGACAAGUGAAAACACGCCAGGUCACACCGUAAACGCGAUGGGUCGUCGACAGGAUUACCCGGCAAAACCGAGAUCUAAUUAUGACCAGGAAGAAGGCGAACUCACGGAUGGAGAGAAUAUGGGCUUUGCGCGCCCGGGGACUGAGAAGAAGGGCCAGCCUGGGCGCGUUGUAAGCGCGUAUUCCCGCCCUGUCCAGAUGGAGACCGACGCACUGAGUAACAAUUCAACAACGAACGACUUCACUCAAAGCCUUCCCAGGAACUCGGAGGAGGAUGAAGCUUCUGUCUCGCGUGCUUCCUCCAGAGCUAGCGGAUCCCCCUAUAAUCCUCCUAUGUCGGUUACCGCUGCCUCUCCUGUACCUGAGCACAGAUCUGGAUAUAGCGUCAACGAGCAACCAACACCUCCAGGCCAAUAUAACGAAAAGGAACAACCUUGCGCUCACUCCAAUUCCAGAAAGUCGCCAGAUCAACUUCGAAUUCAGGCACAAGGCGCCCUUCUUGGUCUUGCACCUCACAACAUUCGCUUUGAAGAGCUGGUGGGAGAAGGCAUUAACCCGGUAUUGCUUCGACAGUUAUAUGAAGAGGUUGGCAUCAAAGUUCCCACGCUGCCUAUUGCAUCAGAGGAACAGCCCCAACCAGCAGCGACUGGGCCUGUGUCAUUCACCAAUGGAGUGGGCCCCGCGCAGAGACAAGGGACAGAUUCGACAACGAAAAGUUCAAGUGAUUUACAACAAAGUCCUGUAGGACGUCCCGCCUCUGCUUCCCAGUCAGACACCACGAAGCCAAUGGAGCGUAAAGAAGUCAUCGCUCGUAUGCUUGCGGCAAAAGCUGCCAAAGUUCCUGGUCCAUCUCCGUCGCCUCAGGAUGUUUCCAAGGAAAUGUCAACGGUUCCCAGCACAGUGGCACCGUUGAGUGAAAUAUCUGGCAAGGAAAAAGAAAUUCCUGUUAGAGAAAAGAGCAAGGCUCAAACUGAACUGGCAAGGCAGCGAAUUGAGCAACUUAAGAAGCAAGGAUUGAUGAGAAACCAGAAAGCACAGCAGGAACACGCUUCUCAAGACCAGUCGUCGCAAACUGCCGCACCACCUCCAAGCGUCCCUAUUGCGGGGCAGCAUCCAUUACCUGAACGGCCUCCCGAACGUGAGGUUUCUUCUACUCGUCUUCCCGGUCUAUUCAUGACAGGGUCAGACCAGCUUCCAGCUCCUAACCCUCAUGCUACGCCAAUUCAAAAUCUUCCACUUGACCCGACUCCGCAACCCCGAGUAACUCAACGCAAACGUCCUCGCGCAUCCGAUUUUGACGAGAUCAAUGAUUUUUCGAGAAGGGAUUUCAGUCAUGGUGCGGGGGAUGCGGCUCCCGGGGAUAGGCUUGUGAUAGACAUCAGUGACGAUGAGUUCUAUGAAGAAAACGAAGAUGAUGAAAUGGAUCUUGAAGAGCCCCAAUCGCAUGGGAACAUUUCAUCGUCCGCCGAAUUCCCUACGUUUCUGACUCCUCGAAAUAACGACCAGGAACACCUUCGCCAGAAGGAUAUGGAAAUACAAGCAAUGCACCGCAGGAUUGCAGAACUUGAGCAACGAAAGAAAGCUAAACUAGAUGUUAAUUACUUUCAAUCUCCUCGUGCUACCAACACCUCAUCUUUACCUAUCACAAACCAUUCGAUGGAUGUGGACCUCGAAUCAGACGAUGUUACUCCAGCGGGGCCCACAAUUGCGAAUGAGCAUAAUGACGACGGCGUUGGCGUUGGUAUCGGAGCCGCACUCCUGGAACAAGAAACUUCCUGGCGGAAUGGACCUAUCGCUGUCCCGCCGACGAAACCCCUCGCCUCGAUGGACUCAACAGAGUUGCAAACGAUACGCUCCAAAAUCCUUCGCAAACAAACAAUUGAAUCGGGACUUCCCGAAUUGGAUGCUGAAAUAGCGAGUUCUGAGGCGAAGUUAUUUCUGCUAAAGCAAGAGGAAGAUAAUACGCUUUCGACAAUUGCAAAGGGGAAACAGGGACGUCGGCAGCUUAUUCGCGAGUUGGAAGAGUUGGGCAUUGAAAUCAAUGGCUUGACGCUCAAUGAGCUUGACGCAGCUCAAAGCAAAUUGGAAAGCGACGAAACAUCAUUGCCUGCAGAAAAAGCACCACCACCCUUGGCACCGAUUGUAAACGAGGAUGGUUUUCCCAUGGCAGAUAUUCCUUUGCCUACGGAGAAGGGCCGAGAAGAACCCCAAUCCAUUGAAGAAACAAGACCGGUCGAGCAAGAAUCACAGGCGGAGCCAGACCAUCAUCCGACCCUUCCUGCCGAUUUCGAACGGGAAGCAUCACAUGCGUACUCUGAUUCUACAGGGUCGUCAAUGGAUGAGUCUACGGAUACCUCCAGUGUCAGCUCCGACUCCGAUGGUCAGGAAGAAUCAAUCGACGAAGACGUGCGUAGCCCUGGGCGUGAUUUUGCUGAAGAUGCGGAAACGCCCGCCGGAGAUGAGGAAACACAAAAGGAGGCUCGCACAAAGAGCCACCCACUUUUAUCUGGAUAUGCGCCAGCUCCCGAUUAUGGCUCGUCGGGAGAAGAAUCUUAUGAGCCUGGUGACGUUGACGGAGAUGAUCGCAUGUCUUCUGCCGAAUCAGAGGGGUAUGAACCACCAGAACCAGAGCAGGAUUCAGGCUCAGUGGAAUCUGAAUAUACGCCGCCUCCUCUUAGCGGGGAAGAACCCGAAGUGUCUCCCGGACCUCUUCCUAAUCAGUCUCAGACUGAGCCACUGACGGGAGAUAGUGCGGACUCAGGUCAUUUGCAGGUUGGGGCCACUUGAAGAUGACUCGAGCUAUCUAUAAAGCAUGGAAUAGCUGACAUGCCUUCUAGAAUGCGCCGGAAGUCCAGGUCCCUGACCAUAAGUUCACGCCGUACGAAAGCCCGCUCAGGCAUUUCAAAUCCUAUCGCUA